Messenger RNA from Trichomonas vaginalis G3, 1920 nucleotides. RefSeq lists its product as uncharacterized. Bases 1 to 1920 code for a protein of 639 amino acids. Lineage: Eukaryota; Parabasalia; Trichomonadida; Trichomonadidae. The transcript has a single exon. The record is from RefSeq and is a predicted model, not a curated record.
AUGCUCAAGUACGUAGACGUCUUUCGGCCAGCCAGGCUUAAAGACGAGAAGAGCGUUCGUUGUAGAGUACUUGGUGCUACAUAUGAUAAUAAGCUCUUGAUGCUUGUUAAUACAACCUCUCAAACUUCGGUUGAAGAAGUUUCAUCAAAAGGAGAGUCUACAACUGUUAUAUCUUUUAAGAAAUAUAUUGAUAUUGUAAGUGCACAUUUAUCAGAAGACCACGAAUUAUGUCAUUUAACAGAAAGAAUCCCAUCGCCAAAAGGAUUUUCGUUUAUAUCAACAAUCUACCACAUAUUUGGCAACGCCAAAAGCAAAGAAAUUCAGUACGAUUCCCCUAUUGACGGGUUUUUCUUACCGGGAUCCGCAAAUGGAGUUUAUCAGAUGAUCCAUGUCAUAGGAAACAGAUUAACUCAUCUGAAAAUAACGAUUUCGAAGAGAUCUGUAGAAAUGGAAAAACUUAGAGGCGGCAUACAUAUUCCUAAUCUAAUCUCCUAUCAUUUUGACUACAAUCUCUGUACAUUAAUAGCAAUUUACUCGAAUGAUAAAUCCGUUUUUAUGUCUGUAUUUAAUAUGCUCUCUCAAAAUUUCGAUUCGGAGCCACCAAUCCACGUAAAUGUGAUGCAAACUUCAAAAUUACCUCACGAGCUUGCCUUAAAUCCACUUUCCCAUCUCCAUCUUCCUUACUUUCACAAUGCCAACAAUAGAUUCUACGUAUUUUCCCAUAACAACAAAAGAUGCGUGAUACAACAAUUAUUUAAUGGGCCAGAGACACAUUUAUCAUUCUGUGUAUCUACAUAUCCGCAAGUAUUCAAUCAUAUUAUCAAUGCGCCCAACAUUUCUUCAGAUGUUCCUCUUUGUUUUGCCAGAUUUGAUUCUAUUGUCAUAGUUUUUGUUCCUAACAACUACAUUUGUGCUAUAGAUGCAUUCCUUACACCACCAUCGAUCACAGUUCUACCAAAAUGUCUCGCUAAUUCAUUCUGUAGCAUAUGUUCCUCCACAUUACCACUUGAAAACAACAUUGUCGAUUUAGAUACAGGUUCAAUCUUUAACAUUGAACUUGAUUUCUCUAAAUUGAUCCCGUUUGCUCCAGCUCUUGACCAAAGUACGUGGUAUUCGUUUGCAUUAAUCAUUUUCCGAGUCCAACGCGCUGAUUACUUAUCACAGAUGCUUAAUCUUCUUGUUCUCAUCAACGAUGUCGAUACAGUUCAAACAUUUUUCAGCGCAUUAUUAAAUAAUUACUCAAUGCCAUCCCGUUUUGGUCGUGUUGCUGUUCGAUCACGAUCUGGAGCUGUUUCAUCAUUUACCAAGACUGUUGUUCCAUUACGACCUCCUUCACAUCCAUCAUUCCGUUCAUCAAUUGGUCUUUCGUGCAAAGAAGAAGUUGAAGAGAUCGAGAAAGAGUUUCCUUCAUGUGGAGUUGUUUCAAGAAAGAAAGCAUUUCGACAUGCAGUGAAAUCUCUUAUAGAAAAGAAAGGCUCCAACCAGAUAGAAAUCUCAGCGAAGAAAGCUUUGAACUUCCUUCGAAAACAGAAUGAAGGAGCUUUGUUGAUAAGAGAUUCAAUCGAUCUGUGGAUCAACACUUUUCAUCCUGAUGAUUUUUGGAAAAUGACAAUUAUGUUUGUCUUACAAAACGAAGCAACAUUUCAAUCAUUCCCUUUCAUACCUUGUCUCAAAGAAGAACUAGGAAUACUUGGUGACGCUCUCUGCUCUAAGCCAAUGAGACAGAAGUUUGAAUCAGUGGGAAUAAUGCCUCCUUCUGAAGAUCCUGGACCAGAUUCUUCUUAUUGGAAGGAUAGAUUUAGCCUAUCUGGAAGUAGCAGCAGCGAUUCAACAAUCACAACUUCCUCAAGGGUUUUCCAUAGAUUCGAAGGUUCCGAAGAGAUUCUUAAGUCAUUUAAUAGAGAUGACCAAUUCGAUUAA